AAAAAGCAGAAGAAAAGGUGAAAGUCAAUCCCGCCAAACGUUGAUCACCGCCUUGAGCCGAGAGAAUCAGGAACACCCGAGAUAGCCAUCCUAACCACCGAAGCCACGCAAACCAGACAGCACCGCUCUCAUUUGGUGGGGGUCUGUACCCCGUGUAAUUUUCUGGGGUCUUCCGAACUGCAGCCCCUCCCCUUUGUGACAAUACAUCUCCGGGAGCCCAUGGGGUUUCAGCUAUGGCGCCAUCCCGAGCGGAGGUUCCGCGCCGAUGGUUAGAAAUCCAAUUAAAAAAAAAAGCCGGGCCACUGUCUAGACUUCCGAUCGCUUAUCAACGCCUAUUGCCCCUCCCUUAACCUCCCCUCUCUCGCUCGGUUCUACAUACAGUCGAUGUUUACGGAGUAGUUCACCCUUGCUCAACUCCGUUUGAUCUUCUUUGACUGCGACAAUGGGCCGCCCCUCAGUUCCGCUGUCGGCGAAUUUGCCGCCACUGGUCAUGGGCACUGCGACAUUCAACUCGCAGUACAACCCCGAUCCCUACGCCCUCCCGACUACAGAAUUGGUCCAUCGUGCUCUCGCUAGUGGAGUCCGUGCUUUCGACACAUCGCCCUACUACGGCCCCGCGGAGGAACUCCUCGGCCGAGCGCUGGCCACCGAUUUCGUCCAGUCCAACUUCCCCCGCUAUACAUACCGCUUGCUCACAAAAGUCGGUCGAGUCGCGUCCUCUUCCUUCGACUACUCCCCGGAAUGGGUGCGCUAUAGCGUUCAGCGCAGUCUUCGUCGUCUCCACACCGACUACCUCGACGUAGUCUACUGCCACGAUGUCGAAUUUGUCUCGCCACAAGAGGUGCUGGAGGCUGUCCGGGAACUGCGCCGCAUCCGUGACACAGAGGGGACCAUUCACUACGUGGGUAUAUCAGGAUACCCCGUUGAUGUACUGAGCGAUCUCGCAGAACUGGUCCUACGGGAGACGGGCGAACCGCUCGACAUCGUUAUGUCUUAUGCCAAUUUCACUCUGCAAAACACCCGGCUGCUCACUGAAGCUCUGCCCCGUCUCGUGGCUGCCGGUGUCGACGUGGUUCCCAACGCUUCCCCGCUGGGAAUGGGUCUGUUGCGUCGCUCAGGUGUACCAAUUGGUAGUAUGGGAGACUUCCACCCCGCCCCGAACGGGUUGAGAAGCGCAAUUCACCGCGCUGCGGAAUGGGCCGAUACUCAGGGCGAGAAGAUCGAGGUGAUUGCCAUCCGGUUCGCACUCGAGUCGUGGCUCCGCGAGGGCGCUAAGGCAGGUGCUCUGGGGCCGCCUCUGGCUCGGUCUGCGGACGCGGAUCCGGGCUUUCUCUCUGUUGUGAAUUUGGGAACCGGCGAGCGACUCGGCGUCAGUGUGAUGGGCGUGAGCAACUUGGACGAACUGCACGAGACGCUCCGAGUUUGGCACAGUAUCAUCGAGGGUCUGGAGAACAAAGACGACGACGAAGGCACCGAAACGGGCAAUACCCAAUCCAGGCCGGCCGCCGUCCCUUCAGCUCUCCAGGCUCCUACAAUCCUCACCCCCUCAGAGGGGAUCAUCACCGACCGCGCGUGGUCAGACUCCCGUCGUCACCGCAUCCUAUCCCUUGCCCAGGAAAUCCAGGCGAUCCUCGGCUCCGAAUGGGUGGAUUUUAUCUGGCCAAGUCCUGGAACGGAUUUCGUCAACACUUUGUCGGCCGAGCAUCUUGCCUUGAAAAGGGAAUUGGCUGGACUCACUUCCGCAGGACAGGAAAAGGCAUCUCCUGCUAGCAGGGAUGGUCCGACAAUGAUCACCCCACCCUUGGAUGCGGUAGAUAUGAAGAUACCCGUCGACGCAGCCCCUUCAGAUGUUGCGUUGUAAAUAUGGAUUGUAAAUGUUUUGCUCCAAUAUAGACCGGGGAAGGUGACUUUUUGUUUGUUCCUCCUUUCCCAUUAAUGAUUGAAAAGAAUUAUCCUUAUGACUAUGUGGCCUUUAUGAGUGAUCUGUUUUGCCAAAUCAAAAUAGACUUAGCCACGACAUGAAGUACACGUCCUGAAUCUUCUAAAUCUAAAUAUAUAUCUUCUGGAAGCAAUCCUAAGC
Aspergillus pseudonomiae is the source of this 2080-nucleotide messenger RNA. Its product is annotated as D-arabinose 1-dehydrogenase (NAD(P)(+)) ARA2. The transcript has a single exon. Gene Ontology annotation, cellular component: cytosol. Gene Ontology annotation, biological process: dehydro-D-arabinono-1,4-lactone biosynthetic process. Bases 443 to 1861 code for a protein of 472 amino acids. The record is from RefSeq and is a predicted model, not a curated record. Gene Ontology annotation, molecular function: D-arabinose 1-dehydrogenase [NAD(P)+] activity. Lineage: Eukaryota; Fungi; Ascomycota; Eurotiomycetes; Eurotiales; Aspergillaceae.